Messenger RNA from Rhopalosiphum padi (bird cherry-oat aphid), 8106 nucleotides. Its product is annotated as serine-rich adhesin for platelets-like. The record is from RefSeq and is a predicted model, not a curated record. NCBI's taxonomy places the organism in Eukaryota, Metazoa, Arthropoda, Insecta, Hemiptera, Aphididae. The transcript is spliced from 62 exons. The coding region runs from base 495 to 7301 and encodes 2268 amino acids.
AAAACAUCGUAGUAAUACUGCAGUGUUCCGCGGCCGCCGGCGCCUGUAGAGCACACACAUUCGUGUUUUCCAAGACAACUCGAAAUUCGGUGUGACGCUGUCUCGCAGUCUCGCAGGAGAAUUUCAGCUUGGUGGUCGUGUCUGCUCGUCUCGACUUGUUGUCUUGCGUAUCGGCACUGCCUACUGCUGUAAUAUCAUCGCGAUUCUUUCUGAUCAGCUUGCUGCACUUGUGUGCGCUCGUUGUCCGUUCCGUACCUACGCAUUUUUUUCCGAAUCAAUUUAUUAUUCAUUAUUUUUUUUCGAAUCAAUCACUCGUUACGCGCUCGACGGAUCCACACCGGCCAGUCAAUCUCGUUUGUCAAGAGGAAAGAGCAGCGACACUACAUUGUCGGUAGGGCUGACGUCCCCUAACUCCGGCGAGUAACCGUAGCUGCACCGUCGGCUCCGGCGGCGGUGGCAACGGGAAAUACCGCCGACACAUACAUUAUCCAACCAUGCCUCCUCGACGCCGUCCAAAACAAACGGCCCGGACGGCCAGAACGACUAAUACGGCCCGGACGGCCAAGACGGCUCAAACAGUCAAGACGGCUAGGACAGCCAAGGCGGCCAAGACAAAUAAGACGCCCAAGACAACUAAGACGGCAAAGACAACUAAGACGGCCAAAACAACUAAGGCGGCCAAGACGGCCAAGACGGGCCGGACAGCCAAGACGGCUCGGACCGCCAAGACAGCACGGACCGCCAAGACAGCACGGACCGCCAAGACGACGACCCCAAAGCCUCUGGAGCUGCCCAAAAUGCCACCACAAAAUCCAUCUCCACUUCGAAAAGGCGAAUUAGUCUUUUGUAAUUGGAAGAAUACAUAUUACCGUGCAGAAAUACAGAAAAUAAUUCCAGAAUCUGAAUACCUUUCAGUUCAUUUCUGGAAGUUUGCCAAAUCAUGGGACAUGCCGAUGAAUAAAAAUACUCUGAUAAGAUUUGAAUCGAAAGCAAACCAAAUAUAUGCCAAGAGAUACAAUGCAUAUCAACACAGGAAGAUUAAAGAAAAUAAUAGAAUAAAAGAAGAGAUACUUAAGAAUAAAAAAGAAAAUAAACCUUCUGUAGUAAUGAAUCGAUUAAAUUUUGAUCCAACAAAAUUUAAAGUUAUGGUUUCGGAUGAAGGCGUAAUAAGUUUAUUACCAAAAGAUAUAAAUUUAUCUAAUAAUAUACUACCUGAAAAUGAAUCGCACUCUUCUGUUGGAAUAGAAUCAAUCAUAUCUUCCGAACAAGAAAAAAAUGUUCAAUCAGUAUCACAACCAUCAAUAAUUCAAGAACAAGAGUCAUUAAAAGAUGAUAAAAACCAUGAUUUCACACAACUCUUGGAUACCUUCUCAACUAAAGAAAAAGAUGUAAUUGGUGUUUUGGACCAUAUGUUAACCAAGUCAAAAUUUAACAAUUCUGUUCGAAAUCAUGAAGUUGUGGAUCAACCUGUGAUGCCUAUUGUCAUAAAUAAUGAUUCUUUGGUUUUAAAUGAUGUCUUGGAGAAGAAUGCGAUCAAAUCUGUCUGUAAUGAGAUUAGUGAUGAUCAACCGAAAAACCAACAACUAUUAAUUAAUGAUAAUUUUACAUCCAACAAUAAAUCCAUCUGCGAUCCUUCUGAAAUAGCAGGCUUAUCUGGAAUAACAACCAUGACAAACAAUAAGAGGAAAACAAAAGACUUAGAAGAAGAAACUAUUGAUGAAUAUGUUGGCAUAAAAAAAAUAAAAUUUCUUAAGAAAAAACUAAGCACAGAAUAUCUUGACAUUGAUAUUAGUGAUUCUCGUUUAGAUAAAGACAGAUGUUCGAUAUCAAACGAUAAAGAGAAAAUUAGUGAUAAUGUGGCAGAGGCUAGUAAAGAUAAUGAUAAUGUUAAAAAAUCAAAAGUACAAAUAGAAUAUGAGCAUAAUACAACAAAAAAAUCAAAAGAUAAAAACAAUUUUACUGUUGAAGAUCCUGUAAUAAAUGACACUAGUGUUCUACUAUGCAAAUCAGCUAUUGAGAAGACAGUUAAUGAUUACGAAGAUAAGACUGAAGGUGUUGGAGAGCGCUGUGAUAAAAACUAUGAUUAUUCUGCAUUUGAAGAAACUAAUCAAUUAAGGAAUAAUUAUUUUAAUGAAAUAGGGGUUGAAGUACAAUCAAAUGACAAUGAGAAUAACUUUGGAAAUGUUGAGUAUGAAAACGUUACAACUACCAAUAAGGAAGAUGAAAUACAGACUGAUGAUCUACACGAGUUUAGCUAUUCACCGAGUGUUUCAAAUGCAAAUGAGUUAAUAAUUGGUGAAGAAGACAAGAUAGAUGAAAAUCAAAGCAAUCCAAUACAAGUUCAAACAGGUUCGGCCACAGAAAAGAUACAACCUAAAAUACAUUUUGAUUGUAUUAAAAUAAAAAUGGAUAAUUUUCACAAAGAUAUUAAAAUUUCUGAAACUGAAGAUCAAUUAAUGUUGGAUGAGCAACAAGUUUCAAUCAAUCUUGAUAUUGAUUCAGUUGGUGAUAAGUCAAGUUAUGCAUUGAAUAAACCCUCAAAUGAAACGGAUAAUACAAUUAACGUGUCACAACAUGGAACAAAUGUAGAUACUGCUGAAAAUAAUGCAUUACUUGUAAGAACCAAUUAUGUUGAACACGUUACAACCUCAAAUUCUAGAGAACAAUUAAUGCUUGAUGAUCAACAAAAUUUGACCAAUUCAAACUGUGUUUUAGUAGGUAAGGAUCAACCCGAAGAUGUUAAAACUGGUAUUCAGCAACCUAUUAUAAUGGACUUAAAAAGUAUUAUCAAAUCUAUAGAUUUUUCAUCUAAAGGCGUAUGUUGUUGUAUUAGUUCAUUUUGUGAAAAAACGGGUAGAAAUAUAAAUUGUCUGAAAUUAGUUAAAGUCAAAGAUCAUUUGACAAACCAAGAGGUUAAUUUGACAGGCGAAGAGAUUAUUUUGAAUUUUAACGAAAAAAAUACUGUAAAUGGACAAGACUCAAAUGAUUCAAUAAAACGAGAGCAUUUUAAUGAUCCUUGUAAUAAUCUUGAUGGUAAUCGUGUUGGUGGUAAUCUAGACUGUGAAGGAAAUGACACAACUAAAUUGGAGGGCAAUCAACAAAAUAAUAAAAUAACUUUCGUUUUUGUUACAAGACCUUUGCCAAACAACGCAGAUAAUUUAGAUGAAACUAGUGAUCCAGAUGUCAAACUUGAAAAUAGAAUAGAAAUAGAAGUUAUGUUCGAAGAAAACCUUAAAAUAAAAGAGCUAUGUGAUACACCUAAUGAUGAUCAGGCCUUAGAAGAAUUUAAUUUUUCUGAAGUUGAAAGUCUAUCAUCAACUACUCCAACUAUUCUGGAGGAGAAAAAUAAAAAAAAUGUUGAUGGAUAUGAAGCUAUAACUACUACUAAUCUAACAUCAGAUAAAAAUUAUAAUUCAUCGUUAAUAUUAUCAACAACACUCGAUAAAGAGAAAAUAAAUUGUCAUGAUACGACAAUUAAUAUAGAUGUUAUUACCAAAGAAAACCAUAUAUUAAAUGAGAGAUUUCCUACCAAAACAAGUGGACUAUUAUUACCAACAACUGAGUUGAUGGAAAUAGAUACUAAUAUUUGUCUUCAAAGUGACAUUACUGAAGAUUCGACUACUAACGAAUGUUCAAUUUCAAAUGAAAUUAUCAAUCAUCUUAGUGAUCUUGAAACUGAGUCAAAUUCUAUGACUGUUUAUAACCAAGAAGACAAAAUAAUAGAGGAUCUAAUUCCUAAUGUGAAUCAUACAUCAAAUGAGAGUUUUCCUUCCAAAGAAUGUGGAUCAUUACUAACAACAACUGAUUUUUUGGAAAUAAAUACUAAUAAUUACCUUCAAAAUGACAUUAUCGAAGAUUUGACCACUAAUGAAUGUUCAAUUUCAAAUGAAAUUAUCAAUCAUUUUAGUCAUCUUGAAAUUGAAUCAAAUUCUAUGACUGUUAAUAACCAAGAAGACAAAAUAAUAGAGGAUUUGAUUUCUAAUGAUUGUUUAACUUCUAAUGAAAGUAUUGAUCAUUUUGAAACUAAUAUUUUAACAAUAUCAACAACCGAGUUGAAUAUUAAUGACCAAGAAGACACAAUAAAGGGUAAUAUUGAUGCUGAUUAUGAUCAAGAUUCCACAUCAAAUGAUAGUUUUAUUUUAAAUAAAAGUAAUGAUAUUUAUACUGAAAGUUCUUCAAGUUCAUCAAUAUCAACAAAGAAUGUAAUAAAUAUUAAGAAAAAAAAAAAUAAAAAAAAAAAAGAUAUUGAAGGAGAUCUUGUCUGGAAAAUAGAAACCUCAUCAACUACUCAGUCAAAAAUUAAGGAUAUUUAUAAAAAAUACAAGGGAGAUGAUAAUGUCCGAAAAGUAAAAGCAGUAACAUCUACAGAUGAGUCAAAAUAUACCAUGGAUCUACCACUUAGUUACUUAAAAACAUCAACACUUUUUAAAAAAUUAUUAAUAAGCAAAACCAAGGAUAUUCAAAUAGAUUCUGACGAUACUUAUACGGUUGCUACCAAUAAUCAACAAGAUCCUAUUUCCAAUGAUAAUUUUGCAUUAAACCAAAUCGAUGAUCAUGAAACUGGGUGUUCUUCUAGUUCAUCUUUAUCAACAUAUGUGUCUAAAAAAAAAAAUAGACAUACAAAUCUUGAAAGUGAAAAUACUGAUGAUCGUGUUCAAAGAUUAAAAGCAAGUUCAUCAACAAGCAUUGAUGACAUUAUAAAUAUUCAAAAUAAAUAUAACAAAAGCAAAGCGACUAAGGAAGUUAAUGAUUUGAAAAAACCACAUGCUUAUGAAAAAUAUACUAAAAUUAAAUCGAAAGAGGUGAAAAUGAUUGCUGCUAAAUAUAAUUUUCCUUUGGACUAUGAUCAAGAUGUUACUUCUAAUGACAGUUUUAUUAUGAAUAAAAAUAAUCAAUCUGAAGCUUGUAGUAUUACAAGCUCAUCAUCGAGUAUAAAAGUGGCAAAUAAAAAGAAGAAAUUUAAAGAAAACAAAAGUGAAAUUACUGAUGGAGAAGAUAACCCUCGUACUUCAAAAAAAUCAACCUCAAUAACAAAGUCUAACAAUAAGAUAAUUAAUGACAGAGCCCAAAAAUCAACUGAAGGUUUACCACUUAGUUAUAUCAAACAGUCUAAUGUUAUUGCAAAAAUGCUCAAGGGUAAAUCAAAGAAUUCAUUAAAGUUGAAUGAUAAAAAUAAAUCUGGAGCUGAUAACCAAGAAGAUGAUAGUUCUAAUGAUUGUUUUAUAUUAAAUCAAAGCAAUCAAUCAGAAAUUUGUAGUUCAACAUCAUCAACGAUCGUGACAAAUAAAAAGAAGAAAACUAAUUAUUGUGAAAGUGGAAUUUUUGAUGGAGAAGAUCAUUCUUGGAAAUCAAAAAAAACAACAACAAAAGAAUCCAGCAAUAAGAAACAUAGUGAAUGCAAUAAAUUUACUAAAGAUUUACCAGAUAAUUAUUUAAUAAAAUCAAAAUCUUACAAAAAACUUAGCAGUAAAACAAAAGAUGCAUUUAAUAAAGAUAACUUAAAAACUGAUCAUAAACUAAAAGAUAAGAUUUCCAAUGAAAGUUAUCACCCUGAAACUUGCAGUUCAUCAAAUUCAUCUCAUGUAUCUAAAAAAAAGAAAACUAAAAAUGUUAAAAAAGAUGUUUCUGAUGGAGAUCAUUUUCGAAAAUCAAAAGAGUCAAAAAAAAGAAUUAAUCAUGACAAAGAAAAAAAAUUAACUGAGGAUGAUUAUCGGAGAUCUAAAGCUUCAACAUCUACAACAGAGUCCUACAAUAAGAUAUUACAUGAUGGACAUUUGAAAUUAACUAAGAGUUUGCCAAGUAGUUACCUCAAACAGACAAAUGUUUUUACAAAAUUACUAAAAAGUAAAUCUCAGGAGUCAGUAAAAUUAGACGAUAUAAAUAAUGUUAAUGCUGAUAAUCAUGAUGAUGGUAUUGCUAAUCAACCUGAAGCUUGCAGUUCAUCAACAAAUGUGACAACUAAAACAAAGAGAAUCAAAGAUCAUAAAAAUUAUAUUUUUGAUGGUCAAGUUAGAAUAGAAAAAACAUCGAUUUCGACAUCAACAACUGAGUCAAAUGAGUUUAUCAGAGAACGUGAAGCAACUGAAGAUCUAGCAGUUGAUCAAAAACAUAAGUCAAAAGGGUUUAAGAAACAUACAAAGAAAAAGUCAAAUGAUGUAGAUUUAAAUAGUGACAGCGAAGAUAAUGUAGUUGGUGGCUCUCGACUAGAUUUAACUUCCAAUAGUCUUACUUUGAAUAAUAGUAACCUUUCUGAUACUACUACUUCAACUAUACAAACAACUGUAUUAAUUAAUAAGAAGAAAAUUAAUAACUAUAAAAAUAAAGUUACUGAUGGAGAUAAUUGUGUCAAAGAAGUUAAAGAUAAGAAAUCACAUGUUGUAGAUAUUCUCCCUGACAAAGACGAUAAAGUGAUUAAUAGCUAUCAACCAAUUUCUAAAUCAAAUAUUUAUCGUACAUCCAAUGGGAAUUGGUCAUGCGGAAGUGCCAGUUCAUCAAACUCAAUACCUUUGUCAAAUCAUCAAAUAGAAUCUAACGAUGAUGCACAUACUUCAGAUGACGAUCAAUAUGUUAAAAACAGAAAAAUUUCUAAAAACAAUCUGGAAUCUUUUGAUGAUGUAGACCGUAGUAUUUUUGAAGCAUUUGGAUAUGAAAAAUUAUAUUCAAGAGCUGCAAAGGUAAAAGCUAAUGAAGCAAUAUCGCAGAUGAGUAAACCACUUAUUAACAAAGAUAAGAAAAAUGAUGCUACAAAACGAUUGAAGAAUGGCAAGAAGAGUAAUGAAUAUGAUCCGUGGUUUGGAAUGUUGACACUUGAUGAUUACAACGUUAAGUUGCCCAAGUUUGCUCAAGAAAUAUUAAUUAUAGAUAAACAUAUGCUUGAAGAUGAUCGUUGUAUUUCAAUUGUACCUUCAUACAUAACUGUAUUCAAAAUUAUAAAGGAUUAUGUAUUUACAACAAAUAAGUGCGUAGAAAUGGCAAUCAUUAUUUUAGAAGCUUUUAACUGUUCGUUGUAUUUGUGGUUGUUACAUCCGCUUGAAAGGCCUAAACAUGAUUAUGUUUUAAAUAACAAUACUGGCAUAUCUAUGUGUCACAUUUAUGGACUUCCUCACUUCCUCAGAUUUAUUAUGAAACUACCCAAACUUUUCCACUUGGUGAAGGAUGUCUUAGAUAGCUUUGUACCUAACGCUGUUGAAUUUAUUAGAGGAUUACUCCACUAUAUAGAGCAACAGCAUGAUAAACAACAAUAUUUGAUUGAUUAUGAUUGUAUAAUGCCCCAUGAAUACCGAAAGGCAUACUAUGUGUAAUUUUUCUUAGAAUUACAUAAUUGGCCGUAAAUAUUUGUUGUUCAUUGUACAUACCUAGAUAAUAGUUAAUUACUCUGUAACUUUUUUUUUUUUUUACAUGCAUUAUAAUGUAUUAUUUUUUUUACCAUAGUGUUAUUACUUAUUAUUAUUUGUUGAGUAUAAAAUAGGUUACUUUUUUAAUAUGAAUUUAAAUUAAUAUUUAUUGUUUCCAAUAAAAGCAUUUUUCUAUUGUAAUAAAUAUUUUCUAAUAAUUUUCUACUUUGUUAGUAUAAUACUUAUAUAACUUAUAAUUUACAGUAAAAUUAAUUUGUAUACAUUUUUUUUGCGAAUUUAUACUAUUAGUAAUAUUUAUUUAAGUAAUAAUAUUUGUUAACAUAUUAACUAAGUUAUAUUUGAGUACAAUUAAUUAAUGGGAUUUAAAUAUGUAUUUAUCUUAUGCAUGUCAUAUCUUAGUAUUCUUAUAAAAUUUAUUAUAUCUUGAAUGUAUCUGCAAAGAGAAGGGUUUGUUCUUAAAUAGAUUAUAGGUGAAAAAUGUUUUCCACUAUUCUAUUUUAAUUCUUAUUUUUCUUCUCUUUUGUAAAUUAAACUAUCAAAUAUUAUAUUCAAUUAAUUGUACCCAACCAUUAUAAUAUGACUUGUGUAAGUGUUAAAAAGUUCACCCGGUUACGAGACUGACGAUGUUUUAUGUUAUUAAAAUGUAUUUCUUAUUAUGAAAGUAUUCAGUAAUUGUAUUAGACUAAAUGUUAAUUUAUGUAUUUGUAAAUUGACUUUGUUUACCAUUAAAUAAGUUAUUAUCCUGUGUAAA